Molecule: messenger RNA, 1060 nt
Organism: Quercus robur (English oak)
Lineage: Eukaryota; Viridiplantae; Streptophyta; Magnoliopsida; Fagales; Fagaceae
Product: receptor-like protein EIX2
Exons: 1
Coding region: 65-1060 (331 amino acids)
Molecular function (GO): protein binding
Source: RefSeq, a predicted model, not a curated record
AAGACUUGCUUUUGUAAACCUUAAUUUCCUUUUGUACCAAUAGCUUGCAAUCUCAAACACAACCAUGAUCAUGGUGAUCAGAGGAAGUAAAUUUAUUCAUAUACUGGUGUUUUAUCUCAUUGGGCUUCACUGCAUGGAAAUGGCUUUGACUGGUGCGGUACCGUGCAUGGAUAGGGAGCAAGAGGCUCUUCUCAAGUUCAAAGAAGGCUUUAAGAGUGCUUCAGAAUCCUUCUCUUCAUGGACAGCAGAAGAAGAUUGCUGCAAUUGGAGAGGAGUUGGAUGUGACAACGCAACUGGUCAUGUCACCAUCCUUGAUCUCCAUGGUCGAGACCCUUACAACAUAUUGCAAGCUCAUGAGGUAAGUCCUCUGCUUGACUUACCAUAUUUGAGAUACCUAGACUUAAGCCUCAACGAUUUCCAGCAGAUUCCAAUUCCAGAGUUGAUUGGUUCUCUUAAAUAUAUUGAAUAUCUCAACCUGUCUAAUGCCAAUUUUCGGGGAACCAUUCCAAGUACUCUUGGAAACCUCUCGCACUUGAAGUCUCUGGAUUUGAGUGGAAAUGGCUUUUCUUUAAGAGCUGAAAACCUCAGUUGGGUUUAUGGUCUUUCCCCUUUGAAAGUUCUUGAUCUGGGUGGUGUUGAUCUUAGCAAUGCAGAGGAUUGGCUUGAUGCAGUAAAUAUGCUUCCUUCUCUGGUAAUGUUGCGUUUAUUCUGUUGCAAACUUCCCAAGCUCUCUCAAAAUUUGCAUCAUGUGAAUUUUACUUCACUUAAAUUCCUCGAUCUCUCGUUUAAUAACUUCAGUUCUACAAUACCAAAUUGGUUGUUUGACAUUGGUUAUAGUCUUGUUUACCUUAAUCUUUCAAGAUGCCAGUUUCAAGGUGUGAUUCUAGAUGCUUUUGGGAACCUGGCUUCUCUCAUCUCUCUUGAUCUUUCGAAGAAUGGCCUCAAAGGUCCAAUUCCGUUAACUUUAGGCCUUUUUCAAGAACAAGGUGAGCUUAACAAAUCUUCAUCACUGAGAGAAUUGUAUCUUUCUAGCAAUGGAUUGAAUGGAUCCUUGGCAUGA